This is a messenger RNA of Schistosoma mattheei, 7114 nucleotides long. The record is from the annotation of a GenBank genome assembly. Lineage: Eukaryota; Metazoa; Platyhelminthes; Trematoda; Strigeidida; Schistosomatidae.
GCAUGGUAAGGGUGAGCUACUUUUCAAAAAAGAAAGUCACAGUGAAAUCGAAAGGAAACGUCGUGAACGAAUGAAGUUAGAAACAGAAUUUCUACACCGUCAAGUACCACAUUCACAAUGUAAAGAUAAAUUAUCCAUUUUUCUUGCUGGAGCCGAACGACUUAUUCAUUAUAACAAUAAAUUAGGAAAAAGGGAAUAUAUCAUCAAUGAUGAAGAGUAUUCGCGAAUUGUUAUCAAUACUAUUAAUGGAUUUGGUAUACAUGUCAAAUGUUCCAGUGGUGAAAUAUUAUAUGAAGAAAACUCUGAAAAAGUACUUGAUAUUCCUCAAAGUAGUUUUCUAGGCAAAACAAUUUAUGAUUUAGCUGAACCAAGUGUUAAUACAAAAAGAAUUAUCACUGAUAGCCUCAUGUUUUAUGGUUCAGAGAUGCAACAAGCAAGAGAUGGACACCUCAUUUCACGGAAUUUCAUCAUUGCCAUGCGUUGCGGAUCUGGUAUUCCAGUAAAAAAUUGUAUACGUGGUUCUGAUGGUCAACUGUAUCGAUUUAUAGAAUUCUGUGGGGAUAUUGUUUAUCAAAAUGAUAAUGAUUGUUCCGAAGCUUAUUAUUUAUUCCGUGGUGUCUGUCGCCCUUUGGAUAUAGCCUGUCCAACUGUUUCCGAUAAUUCAUCUGACAAACCCACGUCACCUAAUAAAACUAUCAGUUCUGAUCAUGUUACUUUACGCAUUGGAGUGAAUACUUUGUCAAUAACAGAAGUUGUUGGAAAUUCACUGUCAAUACUUGGUUGGGAUGCUAAAGAUUUGUUGGACAAACAUGUUGAAGAAUUUGUUACCAUUCCUGAACAAAAUAUUGUCACACACGCAAUACAAGAAACUGUUAAAAAUGGCUUAUCUACAAUAUUUAUUAAUUGGUUAAACCAUGGGAAAACAAAGUCAGUGUACUUGAAAGCUGUGUUUACAGCCAUCCAAUUGAAUACCUUUCUUUACUGUAUUAUCUGCAAGCUAUAUUCAACUGAAUUUCCUGCGUUAACUCAAUCCAAACCAGAACCACAGACACCGGUUUUCAAAUCACGAGAGUACUCAGAAUUACAAGUAACUAAUAACGAAACAAUUGCUCCAUUUGACUGGAACGAUUCAUUUAACUACAACACUACAACUAAAAUGAAAUCAACUGAAUUUUCAAUGGGAUCAUGUCAGCAUACAACUAACAACAGCAUUAACAAUACACCAAUCUGUAGACCUGAUACACUAAACAUUACAGAUGAACAUCAUAUUGAUCUAGCGAAAACCGAUGGGGAUGGACAUUUUCAUGUUUUGGAUAUUCCCUACAGACCUAUGCAGGAAACAAAUGGACAAUGUUCAGUAACUAGUAUAUCCAAUAAAAAUGACACAACGCAUAUUACUCCAUCUACAUGUACUUAUGGUGAACAUUUUGAAGCACUUCAACAUCCUAUUUUCUCUCUUGAUGCAGAUGACAUGAUUUCUGUUGAAACUAAUCAAACAAGUGACUCCAAAUACUUGCCAGAUAAUACAAAUGACUUAAAGUACAAUAAUAACGAUGGACAAGAUUGGCGCCAACUUCCAUUGAACACUAGUUUCAGUAGUAUGUUUUCCGAAAGUGGACUACCUGAACUAUUCAGUUCUGAUUAUAUAAAAGAUUUGAUUGAAGAAGAUGUAACCGACCUGUGAUAUGUUUUUUUUGUCUCAAUAAUUUCAAAACCUUUACUACCUAUGAAGUAUGUGCAAUCAUCCUUUUUUUAAUUUUAAAACUUGAUUAGAGAACAAUUAUUAUUUUUCAAACGACUGAUUUUACUGACUGCAUAAUUAUCCUCUGUACAACAUACAAAAAAUAUUCUUGUGAAGUGAAAAUUCAUUUCCUAAUAUAUUUUGUAUUAAAUGAUCUUGUGAAUGAUAUUUGCAAAUUAGUUAAAUGGAUUAAAAACAGACUAUAUGGACUAUCUUUACUACUGGUCUAUUGCCAUAUAAAUGUUACUGCCAGACUUGAAGAAGUAUGUUUAGUGCUCUUCUAAUUAUUUGACACAUGUAAUUACUGUAGAUUAAAAGGAUAAUGAUUCAUAGGCUCAAAUCUUUGAAACCAGUAGAACUUGGUGUAAAGGGGUUGAUUAACCAACAAGGUCAGGAGUAGACGAUGAACUUUCAGAAUCACUGAGAGUGUGACACAUGGAAUAGAAGUUGGAUUAGUCUCGAUGGUCUUACUGGUACGCAAGCUUGACUGUUAAGCUUAAGGGAAGACUCGUUCACGUCAGUCAAGCACAAAAUGCUGAUGAACACUUAUUUGAUUCUGAACCACUAAAAAGCGACCAUGGUCUUUCCAUUUAUCCCUCAUAAUAUAUGUGGCAAACACCAACAAUCUUACAGAAAUUAUAAGUCGGAAACUCAUCCAGUUCAUGGGGAUUGAACACUGAAAUCUUUCCGCAGUAAUUUUAAGUCUCGAUAAAUACCUUGGAUAACAGGUCGGCCUGUACUUUCCAAUUAAGUUCUACUUUUAGCCAAGAUUUCAAAAAUAUUUCCUACAGUUCUUAUGGAAUUUUUCGAUAGUGUAAAGUGCACAUCAUACGGAUAAAUGUUACCUCUGAACACAAAGACCAAUAGUUUUAUAUAUCAAAACUAGAGUGACUGGCUUAUGGACAAAAAGACAUCAUUAAAUUAACAAAGAUUAAAAAAGAGUCACGACAUUAGGUGUGGUUCGCAUAAAUAUAUCUACAGAAUAACCUAUUCUGUUUCAUCCAAAGUUUAAUAAAGACGAAUCAUACCGCCGUUAAAUGCUUAGGAGGAACUGAAGCCUUCCACAUCACUAAGAUUGGUGCAAUCUAGUUGCACAAAAUGGGGGACGAAUUUAUCUGUUGCUAAAAACCUUGAUUACAGCACCCAGAAGUGUACAAGAGGAUGUUUUUAGAGGUUCAUUUCCAUAUAGGAUGAAAAAGACAACAUUAUUGAGAAUCCAAGUGACCUAAAUUAACCUACUACUGCUGAUUUGCUUUAGAAGUGUUUAAGACACAAGCAAUUAUUCACACUGCACUAAAAGCUGGUUUUGUUUUAAUUCAUACACCCUUAGCCACAACCAACUUUAACCCACAAUGUUAACUGACAAAUGAUUAAGCUGAAUACCUCCCGGAUGUAACUUGCGCAAUAUUUGGAGACACUGGGGAACAAAAUUUGAAAUAGGUUGGAGUGGUACAGUAGCAAUAAUUUCAUUUCACUCUAAAUUUCAAGUCUAUUGUUAUCCUAAACUUUCCACCUCUAAAUCUGAUUUGCUUCUUUUGAAAUAAUUCAUUACAUUUAGCUUUCAACUGCAAAUGGUAUUAUCUCUUCUCUUCUUAUUCCCAUCUGGUCAACCUCCUAUCAUUGUGCUGAUAUGAAAUGAAGUCAUUUAGACUGUUAUAUAUUCAUUGUCUAAGACUGACCAGAAUGUGGGUACUUUGAAAAAUAUGGACAAAAAUAAGCAAAAAUGAAAAGUCGGCAACUGUUAAACCACCUUGCCUGAAGCAUUUAAAUUUUACUGUUUUCAACAAACACGCUUCUGUUUAAAAUAAACCGUUGAGUGUGAUGCAGACCUAAACAUACUAGAUAUACUCUAAUUGCAUUUACAUGCUUAGGUUGGACACAUGCGACUUAAGCGAAGUUUUUCUGUAAAUUACUAACCAUAUCGGAGUGUGAAUAUGUAUUAUAUAAACAGUUGUUUGCCCGGUACUACAAUUCUUCUGGUUUGAGUGUGAUAGUAGCAGGAUCUAUCCCCACUUUACUUAAUAUUUCUUGUUCAGUUGUUUUUUCUCCAGAAAAAGAAGUCAGUUCUUGUAGUGCCUUCCAAGCUGCUUUUUUCCAUUUGUUUGUAACUGUUUCUAAAUUUACCAUUUCAUUCUAAAAUAAAUCAGUGGUUGUAACUUACCUCACUAUCGUAUCGACACAACAGUUGUAGCUUUCUUAAUACUUCUUUCUCAUCAUCGCCUGAUAUCCCUCUAAUUCUUGGAUUAACGUACUAAAAAUAAGUUGAAUAUAUGUAAGUGAUUACUGGUUGCUUUUUCGCACUCGUCAUAUUUUGGUCACAUGUGUGAUUAACAGAUUUAGACUGAUUUCUAAAUGGAGGAAAAGUGUACAGAAGAUGACUUUAUACUACUCACAUGAAUUUAAUGUAAUACUUAAACUAUUCAUAUUACACAAACACCGAGGUCAUUACGAUAGUUUUUUGAAAUAAAAGUGAUUUUAUGUAUGCUUAUCAUAUUUGCAUCGACAUAGUGCUUGGGCAUGGUUUAUGAACUUAUUCAGACUUCAUUUAAUUAUUUCUUUGAUUUGUUUCUCCCUUGUUUGUUCAUGUCAGUGGCUAUUUCAUUAUUUUCUGGAGAAUUGUUGUUCUUCAAGUACAUGGUGCUGUGGGCUAGUGGGACCCCGCCCCAUGAACUAAAGCGAGGGGCUAGUUGACGAUAAGACUGGUCACAUGCUCUGUUGAUUACAAAGCAAAAUUUGGCUUAUGAAAUGUCAGAGGAUGGUCCCAAGUAGCCUAUAGGAAGCAAUGCGUGACAAAAUAAUUACAAGAUAAAAUACAGUAAUCGGACCUAGAGACUAAACUAAAGCAAAAUAAAAUCCAUAUAUGGUACGUUGAAGACCAAAACCCAACCACUAAAAUGAAGAGAAUUAUUCAGAGUCAAAUAGACAACGGAAAUAAUCACAAAACGUCGGAUGCGCCAACUACAACUGUGCAUGGAUUCACUGAAAGCAACUUUCUCCCAACUAUUUGAAACACUCAUCCAAAAAAAGAUUCAAUAGAAAUAAUAAAUAUGAGCAAACGAUUUAUAAGACUAGGCUAAAUGUACGAAUAAAGACUGUGAUAGAAUGCUUGCAACAAUGAACAAGCAUUUCGGAAACUAUCACGCAUCAGCCUAAUUAAUAAUCAUAAACCUGGACAAACACAAAUGUUCGCUCAUUGACUACUUUAAAAUCUUUAGAACAAAAGCACAUCCAAACGUCCCACAUCCAAUACGAACAAAUCGGAACGCUUCAAACAGCACACGCAAAUCCAAAGACCAAAGUAAAUGAACAAUCGAACUAACCACAUAAUAACACUGAAUAUCAGUCCUCAUCCAGAGACUGAUAUGGAAAGGAGUUAUCAGCCAUUGUUAUACACCGUACAAAUGAUCGGGAAUUAUCGGACAGGGAACAAGACAGAAGCAACUGGCGCAUAUGUAGUUGUGCUGUUUCAUCAGUGAAACCCUUCAGAAAGGCAACUAGUUUCGCUAAUACCAAAAGGACUGGAAAUUAAACGACCAUAUUGCUCUACUUACAUCCUGGAUGUUGGGUAAGGGAAUGGUACACAGAUAACUCGUGGCAAGACUUCAUAAACGGCUUCGUUGCACGAACUUAUCAAUAAUUAGGCCCACCGAAGUCGCCUACAUAAAUUCGAACAGGAUUUCGGACAGUUAAAUGGGAAUUUACUAGCCUACCAUCUGAAGGUUUACUAUAGUAAGGUUAAUUCAGCAUAACAUUAUUUUAGUUUUGCAUGAUCCUGUGUUAGUUUUUAUGUUUUUUUCUGUUGUUUCACUAUCUCCACAGAUUAUUUGGAUGUUAUUUUCGCAUACAGUAUGAUUGUUAUGCCUCUGUAACUUAAUAUGUCAGUUCUGCAGAGUAGGUAGCCCGGGAUUCGCACUUAGAUACCACUUAUCUCUUAAGGGAGCCAGGUUUCUGAGAUAAGUUUUCAAUCCCUAGCUUUAUUGUUGAGUUUGUGACUAGUGAGUUACGUUUAGUUUCGACUACAAAGACACCAGGCAGGUUCAAAUUUUCCAUUUUUGUUUAUCUCUAGGUUGCCUUACAAAAUGUUGAAGUGGAUUCCCAAGGUUUGCACAUGUUUCCAGGCUGUAAUUUCCGCUGUGCAGUGGACUUUAAGACUACGGUUGUCAUUGCAUGAUUGUUUACAAUAUGCAUAGUAGAUUAUCUGUCAAAGACUUUACACUAGCUAGAUUAUGUUUAGACGUAGUUUGGGAUUUGUUUAUGAGUGUUUCCGACUUGCGGAAGAUAAAUAAAUCAAGUUUUUGCUGUGUGCAUGUUUAAGAAGACAGCUUUUUAAACGCACCAACUGGUGGAGCCAAUAAUAAUUGUUCAAGUGGGGAGUUUCGGUCGAUGACUGUCUGAUACAUCACAUCGAACAUUUCUUACAUAUCGGAAAAGCCAAUUCCAACUUUAUUAUUCACCAGCCGUUUCUAGAAAUUUCUUAAGACCUAGAAGAACGUAAUUACUAACCACCAAAGACGAUUUUUAUCAUGAUGAGUUGACUGAGCUCAUUUAUUUUGUGUUGAUAAUUAUCCCUAUAGACCUUAAAAGAGUAAAGGUUUCCAGACCAGAAACAUUCCAUGAACAUACAAACUAUUUGGUUUUAAUCAGCAUCAUAUUACAAUAUACUCUUUUUCCUCAAUACAUCAUUGUCAAAUUAGUGGAUUGCAUCUGACCUAAAGGUACUUUGGGUGCUGAAGGUGAAUGGUGUCAGUGAAGAGAACUCGGGAAACAUGAGGAAAAGUGAGCCAGUGGAUCAGUAUGCACAUAAGACGGGCUAACAUCAUAUAUUUAAAGCGACCGAUAAAAAUUUUUAAUAUUAUGGGACUAACAGUAAAACAACAACAAGAGGAUCACGUCUAGAUCGAAAGUCCUUAGUGUGUUGAGGUUGUGAGUGGCAGUAUAUGGAAGUAUUUAGGAAAGAGAAGAACGUUGAGACUAUAAAUUAGACGAAACAAAGAGAUUUCAAAUAGAAAUUACUGGAUUUUGGAGCAAGACUCACUAGCUAAGUCCAGACAUGGACUAGUCCAUACGCCUAUAUAGCAUUUUGGCAUCACAACUAAUGUAAGAUCAUCAUUUUAACAGUAACUUUAAUUCGCAACCCCGAAGUAAUACCAUACAUCCUGGCCCUAAACUCUCAACAGUAGCAAGUAGGUCACUUUCGAAGCACACAAGGUUGUUCGUGAACGACAAUCUAACCAAAAAAUAAGGGAUAAAUUUAGUCGACAACCUUACAAGCACACAAAAUGAAAAUAAUUAAAGAUGACACAUUCAUGAGGUUAAGACAACCUGAUAAGCAAAACCAGAUAUCAGUAACGUGAGGUUUCGAACAACUUCAAA